Messenger RNA from Lucilia sericata (common green bottle fly), 4274 nucleotides. RefSeq names its product guanine nucleotide-releasing factor 2 (gene C3G). Bases 206 to 4090 code for a protein of 1294 amino acids. Gene Ontology annotation, biological process: positive regulation of GTPase activity; Ras protein signal transduction. The transcript has 21 exons. NCBI's taxonomy places the organism in Eukaryota, Metazoa, Arthropoda, Insecta, Diptera, Calliphoridae. The record is from RefSeq and is a predicted model, not a curated record. Gene Ontology annotation, cellular component: plasma membrane. Gene Ontology annotation, molecular function: guanyl-nucleotide exchange factor activity.
CUCUGGGCGUGAAGCGAGAAAGAAAUAUUUUAUUAGUUAAUCUUGCACUUUUUACUGCUGUCGAAUCUCAAUUGAAAUUUUAUUAAAAUACUGUGCAAAUAACAAAGAAAAAUGCAAAAAUCUUACAAAAAAUAAAGAAAACUAUAACUAAAUAUUAUUAUUUAAUUGAAAUAUUGUCAAACAAACGUUUGGAGGAGGCUGAAAAAUGAUGCAGAAAGAUAUCGUCAUCAGCACUCCAUCCACACCAAAUUCUACCCUAUCAUCACAAACAAAUCUGUAUGGUAGCCCGAAUACCCCGUCGCCUGCCACUCCCACCCAACAGACAAGUACUCCCUUGGGUAGCGGCGGCACUAGCACCGGCACAUCAUCAUCUAAUCAAAGUGUUACGGGUUCAUCGGGUCAUAAGAAUAGCCUAAAGGGUACAAAAUUAGCCAGAAGAGCAAGAUCAUUUAAGGACGAUUUGUUUGAGAAGAUCAAUCUAAUGCGUACGCCUACCAAUACACUGGGGAGAUCCCAUUCUCCUCAAAGUCCACGACAUAAAAAAGAACCACCAACCGCCGAAGAAGUGGAUAAAUCAGCCCAAUCUUUAGCGUUUCAUGUCAAGGACAUAUCAAAUGCUCUAAAACAUUUUCGAGAUGUUGUACAUAAGAAAAAAUUAGAGGUAUUACCAGGCAAUGGAACAGUUAUAUUGGAAUAUACGGCAGGCAUGAUAUCGGUUAUACAAGCUCAUAUGUUAAAUGAAAAUAAUGCUGUCUUAGUCUCGGCCACCCAGCAAGUCUAUCGAUGUUUGGGUAAACUUAUAAAAUUCUCUGAUGAAGUUAUGCUUAGCGAAGAGUCCGAAGAAUGCUCCUCACUAAAUGAUGAUAAUGUACGAGAAAUUGUGGAUCCUUUAGAGGAAGCCGUACGGAAUCUCGCCACACUGGCUCAUCAAAAACUAAAAGAACGCGAAGGUUUGGCUUUUCAAUAUGAUACCACAUCAACAGAUUCUCAAAUAUCAACAUCAUCGGGAGGAUCAAAUAAUCCACAUAAUUUGUUAAUGCGUCCAUCGGUGGAAGUUGCUGGACAACGUACCUCCCUGCCGGAUAUAACAUUGACACCAAAAGAAAGAGAUACUCUUGAAAAAACAACAUCCAAUCCAUUACGUUCUCACAGUACCGAAAGUAUUUUAAGAGAUACCAGUCCCCCACCAAAACCACCAUUGCCUAAUAGAUCACAUAAUCCUCCACCUUUACCACCAAAGAGAGUCAGUCAUACAAAUCAACAUGCAAUUUAUGAUACCAGCAUUAAUACCGAUUUGGAUCACAGUACCGAUGUGAUAGGUGUUGAUCAUCUAUCGGUACGUUCUCGUUCGCCGGAUGAAAAUUCUAGUCAAUGCUCUUUUGAUCAUUCCCGUGAAGAGGAUAUAUGUCAAAGAUUUAAUAUGGCAUAUGAUAAAAACAAUACUGAAGGUGUUAUUGGUGGUGGUUUAAAUAAGUUAAACGAACCGCUAACAGAAAGCAAUAUAACCAAAGCAAAAAGUGGAUCAACAGCAAAUACAAAUAUAGCAGCGGCCAGCGGUGAUUUAAAUGAAGAGGAUAUGGGUAAAACGGAAUUACGUAAAGCGAACAAUCAUCGGCACUCAAACGAAUCGGGUUUUGUUUCCAUCAAUUCUUUUCGCACUUCAACACAAAGUUAUUCCAAGUCUUCAACAAAGUCCAGUAAUUCCUCCUCAGAGUUGGCCAUUAUGACUAGUAAUAAUAGUAUAAAUGAUGAAUUCUUUCAAAUCCAUAAUAUGACACAAACCACAAAGAAAACCUCCUCUGUUUGUAUAUCCAGCACGAGUAGUAUAUCAGAAUCAUCGGCUUUGCGUAUAGGCAAUGACGAUGAACGACGUAUUUCUUCACCCGAUCAAUUCGAAGAUGAAAGAAAAAUGCUAGAACAAUUACAAGCUAUGUCAACUACUACUACGAGUGCCGCUACCAGCAGCAUAGCCUCCUCCACUACUAAGAAAUUGUUAAUGCAAAGCAAUAGUUUGGAUAUAACAGAUGAGGGUAUGUUAAAUACCAGCGAUUUACAGCCACCAGCUUUACCACCAAAAAUAUCAAAGUUGGGCAAAGAACGUCAGUUAUCACCAUAUGAUUUGGAAUUUGAAAAUAUUAACGAAUUACCUGAAUUACGUGUCAGAACAUACCAGUGGCAAACUAGGCAUACCAGUCUUAUUGACUCUAGGCGUCUGGAUAAGCCAGCGGGUAGUUGCAAUGCCAUAAAUAUUACCAGUAGUGGUCAAAUUGAAGAACCUCCACCUUUGCCAAUGAAGAAAAAACACAUGUUUCAAAGUGUGGCAUUUUCAGUCUUGGCCUAUAUGGAAAUAUGUUCAGCCUCAACACAACAACAUCGUCACACAAUAUCGGAUUGUAAUUUAAACCGAAACAUAACACACAGUCAAACUAUGAAUAUUGCUACAUUUGCCAAAGAGGAAUUUGUUGGCGGUGAUUUAAAUGAAACCCCACCUGCUUUACCACCGAAAAAUCAUAAACAAAUUCUAAGAAAUUCAACAUCACCAAUACCACCCACUAUUAUAACAACACCACCGCCUAGUCCAAAACCAAAACAUUUACCAUCAGAUCAUCGUAUCCUAAUGGGUUCAGGAACGGGUAAUGAAAUGAUGACUACCUUAUCGGAGGAAGUGGGUGAUCAAUAUGAUGAUGAGAGUGGUGGCAAUAUUUUACAUUCUCAUGAAUUACAAAAUGUUUACGAUACGUCCAUGCAGCAAAAAGGUACAAAUUCAAUGUCAUCAUCACCUUGCGAUAAAGUGGUGGGACCGAACGGUGAUUAUACAUCAAGUGAAAUGGAAGAAAUGGUCAAUUAUAAUAACUAUAAUAGAAAGAGUCCCAUGUGUACCGAAGAAAUCAACCAUCUGCCAAAUAUAUUGGAAGAGGUUGACAUUACCCCUUAUUUAGUAUUCAAAAAAGACAAUGAGGAUGGUCCAGAGGUAAGGGGUGGCCAUAUAGAUGCUUUAAUUGUUCAUGCAAGUCGUGCAAGUCAAAAAGAUAAAGCUUUUAGUGAAGCAUUUAUAACAACGUUCCGUACAUUUAUACAACCCAUCGAUUUAAUUGAAAAGUUAACCCAUCGUUAUACGGUAUUCUUUUGCCAAUCAAAUGAUCAAAAACAAAAAGCGGCAAAGGAAACGUUUUCGCUAUUAGUACGAGUUGUGAAUGAUUUAACCUGCACCGAUUUAACUUGUGCAAAUCUACUUACUUUAUUAGUGGAAUUUGUGUAUGAAUUAGUAUGUGCCGGCCAAUUAUAUUUGGCCAAAUUAUUGCGUAAACAAAUUGAAGAAAAGGUCAAUUUGUAUAAAAAAUCACGUUUGCCUGCCUAUCCCACCAACACAAUGUUUUCCACGGUCACCGUACAGCCCAGUCUGCUCGAUUUUAAGGCUUUGGAAAUUGCCAAACAAAUGACCCUACUGGAUGCUGAACUAUUUCAGAAAAUUGAAAUACCUGAAGUUUUAAUAUUUGCCAAAGAUCAAUGUGAAGAGAAAUCACCAAAUUUAAAUAAAUUCACUGAACACUUUAAUAAAAUGUCCUAUUGGGCACGUUCGAAAAUACUGAUGUUACAAUGUGCCAAAGAACGCGAGAAAUAUGUAGAGAAAUUUAUUAAGAUAAUGAUACAUUUGAAGAAGAUACAUAAUUAUAAUUCAUAUUUGGCCUUAUUGUCGGCGUUGGAUUCAUCGCCCAUUAGAAGACUUGAAUGGAAUAAAUCGAUUAAGGAAAAUAUACAAAAUAAUUGUAAUAUAAUUGAUUCAAGUUCGAGUUUUCGCAAUUACCGUCAAGCACUAGCAGAUACACAACCCCCUUGUAUACCCUAUAUUGGCCUUGUUCUACAAGAUCUUACCUUUGUACAUGUGGGCAAUCCAGACUAUUUAAAAGACGGCAUUGUAAACUUUUCCAAGCGUUGGCAACAGUACAAUAUUAUUGUAAAUAUGAAACGUUUUAAAAAAGGCUCUUAUACAUAUCGACGCAACGAACGUAUUAUAAGAUUCUUUGAUAAUUUUGAAAACUUCUUAGGUGAAGAAGAUAUGUGGCAAAUUUCAAAAACCAUUAAGCCUUAAGGCAAAUGUAAAAUAAUUAGUGCAUAAAUAAAUCUACACACAUGCGUAAAUAUUUAAGAAGAAUCACUAAAACAAAACAAAAAAAAACAUAUAAAACAGUAACAUAAAAACAGGAAAUGUCAAUCUCUAAACUCAACACAAAAACAAAACAAAAAACAAAAAUUGAUAAAAUUUUCAAAAAAAA